This is a messenger RNA of Cicer arietinum (chickpea), 2633 nucleotides long. Its product is annotated as AUGMIN subunit 8. The record is from RefSeq and is a predicted model, not a curated record. Gene Ontology annotation, cellular component: cytoplasm; nuclear microtubule. Gene Ontology annotation, molecular function: microtubule binding. Lineage: Eukaryota; Viridiplantae; Streptophyta; Magnoliopsida; Fabales; Fabaceae. Gene Ontology annotation, biological process: spindle assembly.
UUAUGCCAUCUAUUAUUCCGUUUUACCUCCUUGUAUCCCUAAUUUCCAAGGGGACCCCCCCUUCCCCUGCAAAUCAGCAUUUUUUUUUAAUCUUCAGUUAUUACCCAUAAACCAAUGUUUAAUGAUAAAAACGUUAAAUGUACGUUGAGACAGUUUCCGCGAGUUUCUCUCAUCCAUUACACCAAAUGUUGUUUUCCCUCUCCAUAUUCUUCUUGCUGUGUCCUGAUCUUGUUGGAUUCGGGAUUUUUUUCAUGAAAAUAACAUACCCACUCGCGUUAAUUGCCUGCGAUUCUCAAAUUCAUUCUCCAACAGAUCUGAGUCUCUGUAAAGAUAUUUAUUGCAGAGAAAAGGAUCUUCUUUCUGGAUAAUCUGCGCUGUUCAUUUAUUCCACUGGAUUGCCAAAGUUGCUAUAUUUGGUUUAGUUUAAUGAAAACCUCCAUCAAUGUGGUCUAAUUGGGAUAGAGUGGAUGGAUGUAUGUGAAUCAGAGCAAGCAUUACGGAAACACAGAACUAGGGAGAGCCCGAGAUCGAGUACGAGACACCCUUUGGUUCCAGCUGAAAAGAACAAUGCAAUCACCACCAGGCGCCCGACAACCGGGGAUGUUAGUUCAAGGUAUAAGUCACCUACUCCGGCAUCCCCAUCUGGUCCUCGUCGAUGCCCAUCUCCAAACAGCUUCACAAGAACAACGGCAUCAUCUAAAUUGUUACCAAAGAGAGCUCAAUCAGCUGAUAGGAAGCGGCCUGCAACGCCUCCUUCCCCGUCAAGUCCUUCUACACCCGUCCAAGAUGACGUGCAUUUAUCCAGAAGGGUAGCCAGUAGCCGUCUGCCGGAGACUCUAUGGCCUUCCACAAUGCGAAGUUUGAGCGUUUCUUUUCAGUCAGAUACCAUAUCGAUACCAGUGAGCAAGAAAGAGAGGCCUGUUACUAGUGCUUCUGAUCGUACUCUACGGCCAACUUCAAACGUGGCGCACAAGCAGGUUGAAACACCAAAUACACGAAAGCCCACACCAGAGAGAAGGAGAAGUCCUCUUAAAGGGAACAAUACUUCUGAUCAGUCUGAGAACUCAAAACCAGUUGAUGGUUUGCAUUCUCGAUUGAUAGAUCAGCAUCGGUGGCCAAGUAGAAUUGGUGGGAAGGUAUCUUCUAAUACAUUAAAUAGAAGUGUUGAUCUUUCAGAUAAGAUAACUAGAACGUUGAACAGUUCUGUUCCAGGAACUGGUGUAUCCUCACUGAGAAGAUUGUCAUUACCAGGUGAUGCAAGUAAGCCCUUGCAAAAAACUUCUACUGAUGUUGCAAGGCUAUUGUCGCUUGUUGAAAAUGGUAGAAUAGGAAGCGAGGUGAAGGCACUUGAUGACAGCUUCCAGGUGUUAAGACCUCACAAAUCUAUUUCUGCCACUUCUGAUAAAACAGGAUUAGCAUUUGCUGGAGUCAGAUCUCAGACCUUGACGAUUCCAGGAUCACGUCCUGCCUCACCAAGUAGGACCUCAAUGCUAUCCUCUUCUAGUUCAAGAGGCAUCAGUCCAUCUCGGUCAAGGCCAUCCACCCCUUCUCCUAGAGGGGUUAGUCCAAGUCGAAUAAAGCCAACCAACUCAUCCAACCAAUCCAACAAUUCCAUUUCAGUGCUUAGCUUUAUUGCUGAUUUUAAAAAAGGAAAAAAAGGUGCAGCUUACGUUGAAGAUGCUCACCAAUUAAGACUUAUCUAUAACAGAUACCUGCAAUGGAAAUUUGCCAAUGCAAGAGCAGAGGAUGUAUUUUAUGUCCAAAAUGCAAUUGUAGAGAAAACUUUGUAUAAUGUAUGGAGCACUACUUUGUCUAUGCGUGAGUCGAUUACUAGGAAGAGGAUCUAUCUGCAGCAGCUGCAGCUUGAGCUGAAGCUGAAUUCUAUAUUGAAUGAUCAAAUGACCUACCUUGAUGAUUGGGCUGCUCUUGAAAGCGAUCAUGUUGAUGCUCUAUCUGGGGCUGUAGAAGACUUAGAGGCAAACACUCUUCGUCUUCCACUGACUGGAGGGGCAAAGGCAGAUUUUGAGCACUUGAAGGUUGCUAUCUGUUCAGCUGUUGAUGUCAUGCAAGCAAUGGGAUCUGCAAUCCGCCCUUUGCUCUCACGGGUGGAGGACAUGAAUAACUUAAUUUCUGAAGUUGCUAUCAUAUCAGCACAGGAGAAAGCCAUGCUUGAUGAAUGUGAAGCGCUACUGGCUUUUGCAACGUCUAUGCAGGUCGAGGAAUAUAGCCUUCGUACGCAUCUGAUGCAGAUCAAGCAAGCUUUGGAGGUAAACAAGUAACCAAUCUCCGAAAUUUAGACACGCAUGAGCCUGACCUGCUACCAAGCUAACAAGUAAUAGUCUCUUGCUGCUGCAGCCAAAGUAGUAGUAUUAGUAUGUAAAUUUUUCAAAUAGGUUUCUUCUUUUUCUCCCUCUUACCACAAAUAUGUUGGAAUUUAUAUUGUUCAAUUAUUAUCUUUUUUCUUUCUAGUCAACACUGGUGGCCCGAGUCUUCCACUUGUAAUUUUGUAUCAGGCAGAUGAAAAGAAAAUGCAAAGAAAAGGAGCAAAAGAGUUUAUAUUUGAGCUGUAAUUUUGACACUCAAAUUUGACAUCAAUUUUCCACAAGAAAUCUCAUGGUUAAUCUUUUUAAAUA